GCAGCAGCAGCCAGCCGCCUGAUUAUUGUACCCCUGCCUUUCUUUCUUCUUUCUCUCCUCUGAGCUCAACUUGGGAGGAAGGCGAGUGGAGCGGGGAACAGUUCUGUCGUGGGUUCCGACUUUCUCUCCUGGCUGCAACCUGUCGGUGCUGGGUCCAGUAAGUUGGCCAUUACAAAGCCGUGCUGUCGUCGUUCUUCUCCCUGCCACCAAAGACCAAGACUAAAAACUCGGGUCCUAGAGAAAACAAGGCUCAUUUUCAUCAGACUCUUAUUGGGAAUCACAACUAGCUUGCCAAUCAUACAUGCAAACUUGUGGUUUUGUGCGGAUGUUCAACAGGAGGCUUUGUGAGACACCAAAGCCAAGACUCCUUAUUGCUUUGCUACUCCAUGGAACAGUGUUUAAAAGGACGGGUAGAGAGCAGGAACACAAAUACUUCGUUCUCGUACCAACCAGACAAUCCAAUAAGUUUUCCACAACCUUUGAUUCGUUAUUAGAAUUGCCAGUCCUGUGAGAGCACAACUGUUCUCCAGCGAAUUCCAUUUCAUUUCAUCCAGCCCCACAAGGAACUUUCCAAUACAGCAAUACACAAAACGGAAUAAUUGAAUGGAAAGCAGAUUAGUGCGGUUUGGUCAUCCAAACCACAUCCAGAACAACUUUGGCGAAUACUUAAGAGAAAGUGAGUGAUGUGAUUUAGUCUGAUUGAACAUCGGUCAGUCUGGUCAAGAAGAGAUCAGGGAGAAUUCCGUGAUGGUGAUUUGUUACCGAUGGUUCUCGUGGUUGGUGCCGUUGGUGGUGUAGACGAACGCAAUCAGCCAUAUCGGAAAUCUUCAUCUCCAUCUUUAUAAACCCUUCUCCUGUCUCCGUUUGGGACUCCCCUCGCCAAAAUUGAAAACUUACUUACAUUGAAAUGUCACAUUAACAAUUUACAUGAAUAAUUUUCCGACGGGAUAAAUUAUUAUGUCUUUUGACUUUGGCAAAUAAACUACAGAGUUUCGAAUGGGACCUUCCAUUAAUUUAUAUGCAUUCACUCCCUCGACCUACCCUCCCUUGGGACAAUUUCAAUUUACCUGGCUUUGUGACAUGCCUCGUUGGAGUUGAAUCAUUUGAAAUGCAAUUGAGACAGCGUGCCCACUUAUCCUUGUGAUCUGAUCUUUUGCUAAAGUCAUUUCUCUUUUGUGUUAUUUUUGCCACUGAUAAAACUCUCUUACCCGACAACUUGACACUGACAGUUAAUCUCUCUUCCUCCCGUAAAAUAUUGAAACUGCCAACCACAAUCAGUGAGAAGCCGUGUGCUCUGUAUGGGUUUUUAGUUACAUUUAUACGCGGUGUGUAUGUAUACUGGUUGGUUGGGUGGGUGGAAAGCAAGGUCAGCUACUUACUACGCUACAACCAACCAACCAACACGACACAAGUAGAGGAGAACAAUGACAUGUUUCAGUGAAAACUGAAAACAAAUUGAACAGCAAGCAGAAAGAGGCCUCACGUACACAGCUUCCGGAAGGAAACGUCGUCCAACAUGAGUAUGGAUAACCAAUUCUCUCCUGGAACAGCCCUCGAUCCGACGGCAACCGUCGAGGUUUCAAUUUCCUGCAGAGAUCUGCUGGAUUUGGACGUUUUUUCUCGCUCAGACCCAAUGGCAGUAGUUUAUCAUCAGCCAAUGGGGGGUACCACUUCCCAGUGGGUCGAGUUUCAACGGACGGAGGUCAUUUUCGACUGCCUGAAUCCGGAUUUCGUCACCAAGGUGCAAAUCGACUACCACUUUGAGGAGGAACAAGCCCUUAGAUUUGAAGUGUACGACAUUGACAACCCGUCCGCAAGUUUAGACUUGCACGACUUCAUCGGCUACGCGGAGUGCACUCUUGGGCAGAUCGUGGCGGCAGGUUACAACGGACUGAGCCAGCCUCUGAUACAAAAGAAGACUCGGUAUAAUCCUCACAAAGUUCCUAAGCAGCCUCCGAAGCAGUCCAAUGGGAAAAUCGUCCUGGUGGCUGAAGAGCUCGUCCAAUUCAAGGAAGAGGUGACAUUGACUCUGAAAGGUCACGCCAUGGGAAGCUCUCGAUGCUGUAUUCUCACUCCAUCCGUUUUCUACACGCUGUCGAAGGCGACAGAGGCGGGCUCCUUCACGGUCGUCUAUAGGAGCGAAGUCUCUGAAGGAGAAAAUCCUAUUUGGUCACCAAUGACAAUCUCAAUUCGCAGUCUUUGUAACGGUGAUAAAGAUCGAGGAGUUCAGUUCCAGUUCUGUCGAGUGGGAUUUAAUGGAUAUCACACCACCAUCGGAUUUGUUUACACAACAUUCAAUAAGAUGAAGGCGCUGGCUGAGAGACAGGGAAUCAAACUUGUGGGCAAGAACGGCACCGAGAAAGCUAAAGCCACGUUGGAAAUCCUCCCAUUGGACAUCUCCCCAAUUUACACUUUCUUUGAGUACAUUGGAGGUGGGACUCAAAUCCACUGCUGCUUCGCGAUUGAUUACACCGCUUCAAAUGGUGAUCCAGCAGAUCCCAGUUCCCUGCACCAUAUUUCACAAGUCGCAGAUAAAACCAAUCCCUACGAGCAGGCGAUUCAAGCAGUGGGGGAAAUCAUGCAGGAUUAUGAUCCUUCGAAAAUGUUUCCCGUCUACGGUUUCGGAGCAAGAAUUCCCCCGACCGGGGAAGUAUCCAACAAUUUUGCCGUCACUCUCGAGGAUUCUCCGUACUGCAAGGGAAUCGACGGGGUUUUAGACGCCUACAGAAAUUGUAUUCGACAAGUCCAGCUAUACGGGCCGACAAAUUUUGCUCCAAUAAUAAAAAAUGUGGCGGCUCUUGCCAAGCAGGACCUGGAAGGAGGCUCAUACUACGUGUUACUCAUAAUAACAGAUGGUAUCAUAACCGACAUGAAAGAAACAACCGAGGCAAUCGUGGAAGCCUCGCGAUUUCCGUUGUCAAUAAUCAUUGUGGGCGUCGGGUCGGCCAACUUUCAGCAAAUGGAUAUUUUGGACGGAGACAUCGUCAGGUUGUCUGCAAACGGUGUUUUUGCUGAGAGAGACAUCGUGCAAUUCGUUCCUUAUCGAGAUCAUCACUCUUGGAUGGCAACUAUUUGUCCUGAAAUUGCUGGGAAAUGGUCGAGCAGCUUUGACAUCACAAGACGUCUGGCCAAAGUAAAGUUAGCACAGGAAGUUUUGGCAGAAAUACCAGACCAAUUAACUGGUUUCAUGAAAAGUCGUAACAUAAUUCCAAAAAAGCGACAACCGAGUGCGACGACAUCGUCCCCAAUAAAGUCGCCCACAUCCCAAACGUCUCCCGUUCCAUCCACCUCCAAUGGCAAUGCAAGUAUUUCCUCAAAGCCAAAUACAGCCAAGAAUUCUUUGUAGCCAAGCGAGAAGGAGAAAGAAGACGACGACUGAGAGCUAGAGCUUGAGGCAUUUUCCAACUUUUUGGAAUCUCUAAAUUUCCCUGCAGGCAGCUCCUGUGUUAUAUUUUACUACGCGAUUUCUUUCUCCGCCGAGUCGAUCGCCAUAACGCACACAUCCAGCCACCCGUGUGUAAUUCCACUCCUCAGUCGACUGAUUUCUCCAAAUUAGACUUUUCCUUGAUUAAGAAAUCUAGAAAUUAGACGGGUCACAGCACUUCUCCAAUUGCCCCAAUCACUCCUCGUACCGUGCAUGAAUCCAUAUAUACGUCACGUCUCUAGAGAUAAAGAAGGAUUGGGUGCAGUACUUCACUGCAGUAAUAUUACCCUAAUUACCUAAGUAGCAUAAUACAUGUGCAAAAAACGAGUAAUUAUUGUUUUCACCACGACAAUCAAACCAAAGCCGACUCCUCUGCACGGGCUGCUGGAGUGGUUGCGAAGAGUGAGUGAAAGUCAGAGUGGGAGGUGAUGAUUCGUACCAAGAACGCUUACUGGGAGCCGUGUGAGAGACAGAGAUAUUUAUACACAAGAGUUCACAACAGUUCAAAUACGUUGAGAAGCAAUACUUGACUAGGAAAACAGAAAAUUUAUUUUACAGCGACGCCACGACGAUGAUGGGUAUGCGUGUAAAAUGUAUAUUAUUUAGAAUAAAGCUUACUGUGAUGUUACAAACCUGUAAUUGAGAUCUAAACAUGUAGAGAAACUCAAAUUACAUUGUGAGAACAAUUACGUCUCUUCGUAGAGUAUAAGGGAAACCUAUGUGUCAACUAAAUGGAAAUAUGAGGACAUUGUUAGUUGUUAAAUUGCACGAGUAUAUAAAGAGAACUCCACUUUGCACUCAAUAAAAUGUCUACAAAAUUUA
Messenger RNA from Folsomia candida, 4246 nucleotides. Its product is annotated as copine-9. The coding region runs from base 1517 to 3346 and encodes 609 amino acids. Gene Ontology annotation, biological process: cellular response to calcium ion. Gene Ontology annotation, molecular function: calcium-dependent phospholipid binding. The record is from RefSeq and is a predicted model, not a curated record. Lineage: Eukaryota; Metazoa; Arthropoda; Collembola; Entomobryomorpha; Isotomidae. The transcript is spliced from 17 exons. Gene Ontology annotation, cellular component: plasma membrane.